AGUAUUGUUGAAGUCGGGGCAGCAAGGUGGAAAGGUGACCGGUGCAUCAGUCGGAUGACAACAUGCGGGGACUGACGGGCAGCAGCUGGAGGAAGUUUGGACAUGCUGGCAGGGGGACAUACGAGUGGUUAACCAGCGAACCAAGCCUACCUCUUCUGGAAACCCAGCUGCAGGGCACCCAGAAGAUAAGCUCCACCAAGGAAGAUGUGGAGCCCUUCCUGUGCAUCCUUCUUCCAGCCACCGUCCUGCUCUUCUUGGCCUUCCUGCUGCUUUUCCUGUACCGCCACUGCAAGGCCCCACGGCCCCAGGCGCAGGUUUUCAGCGUAGACCUCGCAGAGCACCCAGCCCCCGGGGAGGUGACCGACUUGCGGCCAGGCUUCCCCUGGAGCAGGGAGCCCACCUUCACGUACUCCCCUCUGCCCCGGCAGGCGGCGCUCCUCCCCGCCUGUUUACCGCCCUCCUAUGAGGAGGCCACCAGGCAGGCCCCUGGUGCCGGGGCUCCUGCCGCAGGCCCUCCGUGUGGAGAGGCUCCGCCUGGACUGAAUGAGCGAAUGUAA
Molecule: messenger RNA, 557 nt
Organism: Manis pentadactyla (Chinese pangolin)
Lineage: Eukaryota; Metazoa; Chordata; Mammalia; Pholidota; Manidae
Gene: SMIM28
Product: small integral membrane protein 28
Exons: 2
Coding region: 63-557 (164 amino acids)
Source: RefSeq, a predicted model, not a curated record